Molecule: messenger RNA, 1332 nt
Organism: Cololabis saira (Pacific saury)
Lineage: Eukaryota; Metazoa; Chordata; Actinopteri; Beloniformes; Belonidae
Product: ubiquitin-fold modifier 1
Exons: 6
Coding region: 116-379 (87 amino acids)
Biological process (GO): protein K69-linked ufmylation
Cellular component (GO): cytoplasm; nucleus
Source: RefSeq, a predicted model, not a curated record
AGAACAAGGAGAGCAACUUGAGUGAAAACUACAAGGAUGACGUGUAUCUCGGGGUCCUUCGGACUUCCGGGUUGUGGAAAAACACAGGCUGUAAACGGAGUGGCUUGCUUAAAAUAUGUCCAAAGUAACGUUUAAAAUCACCCUGACGUCGGACCCCCGGCUGCCGUACAAAGUAUUAAGUGUCCCAGAAAGCACGCCGUUCACUGCUGUUUUGAAGUUUGCAGCCGAGGAGUUCAAAGUGCCAUCAGCAACCAGUGCGAUAAUAACAAAUGAUGGAAUAGGAAUCAACCCUGCCCAGACAGCAGGGAACGUGUUUCUAAAACACGGCUCGGAGCUGCGCAUCAUUCCCAGAGACAGAGUGGGAGGACAAGGAGACUGACUUAUGCUGCCUCUCCUCGUCGACGGCAUCAUGACUCACCCAGCAGAAUCAUAUAACACUUCAGGCCCAGGAAACACCUCAGCGUGUCUCAUAUUUAUGUCCUGCCCCUCCACUGACAGUGUCUCACAUGAGAAUAUCCAUAUUUAAACUCAACGAUGACACAAAUACAUUUUCACGGUCCCUGCAUCUUCAUUCUCAGCCAAGUUCAAAAGUUAAAGAGACAGGGAUGGAGACGGCAGAGAUGCUGAGUAAUAAUUCUAUACAGCGCCGACGGUAGCUGUGUAUCGAUUGGCUAAAAUUGAGGAUAGAAGCCGAGUCGGUGGUGGCUUUUGUAUCUUUGUAAACGUGACUGAAAAAUCUGUAUAACCAACAAAACAUUCUACUAUUUUUACUUUUGUUUUUACUGGCAUUUCAUGGCAGCAUGAGAGCCCCCACCACCCCCCACUGCGGUUUUAAGGAUAACUGCCACUUUAUAAGUGGUCCUUGCUGCACAUUUUUUUUCUUUUUAGUUCCAGUAUGUUGUCAGAAAAGUUUUCCUCAAACCCAAAACAACAUGAGUCAUAGAUUCGUACUGAACUUGUUUUGUGGACCAGAUGCUUCAUAGAAGACUAAUCUCAGAUAAAAAUAUGAAACCAUUCCGUCUCCCAGGAAGUACAUGGCUCUUUGCUGCCCCCUGUCUGCUCACAUAUGAACACCGCUUUGUACCAUGUACUAUGUCUGUAUUUAUGUAGUUCAUCAAUUAUCUUAACACAGAAAAUCCUGAAAUUAUUUGAUUUGUAUGGGUAGCUUAAUAAUGAACUGAUGAUUACAAUUAAAAUAAAAAAUGAUAAUAAUAAAAGAAGCUUCCACGAAGCUGUGUUUAACAUGCAAACAUGUUGUGAUAAUUACAGCAUCAGUACAGAUCACCCAGCCCCAAAAACACUGAUUUCAUCUUUUUAUCUGGGAAAUAAAUG